GCACCACUUCCAUCAAGUUCAACCCAGGCAGGGGUAAAAAAAGCCUCCCACUCGAAAAAUAAUGUCGUCCAUCCAAAAUGUUCAGUUAGCUACAUCACAAGUAACGAAACUUUUUCGUUACGCAAUCUAUCUCUUCCUUGUCGUCGUCCCAGUACUAUUCAUCAAGAUUCGAAUCCAGGAUAUAAUAUCCAACGUCAAAAACUAUCUGUUCGAGCUCUCGUCAUCCAACGUCGACGAGCGCUCGAGCCUGUUGCUGCUGCUGACAAUCUCCGCCUUGGGCUGCGUGCUGGCAAUCUCCACCGUCCGCGUUAUGCGCUCGCCGCGUCACGUCUACCUGCUCGACUUCGCGUGCUACAAGCCCGGGCCGGACCACGAGUGCCCCAAGGAGCUGACCAUGAAGCUGUCGGUCGCCUACGGGAAGUUCACGGAGGAGAGCCUCAACUUCCAGCGGAAGAUCCUCGAGCGGUCCGGGUACGGCCAGCGGACAUACGUGGCGACGGCGCUGCUGGAGAAGUCGGACCAGUCGAUGGCGGCGGCGAGGGAGGAGACGGAGGCGGCCAUGUUCGGGGCGAUCGAUGAUUUGCUGGACAAGAGCCGGGUGGAGGCCAGGGAGAUUGGUGUGCUGGUGGUGAACAGUAGCACGUUCAAUCCGACGCCGUCGCUUUCCGCGGCGAUUGUGAAUCGCUACAAGUUGAGGGGGAAUGUGUCGAGCUUUAAUCUUGGCGGGAUGGGGUGUAGCGCCGGGUUGAUCGCCCUUGAUCUUGCCAAAGAUCUCUUGCAGGUGCAUUCCCACAGUUACGCUCUAAUCGUCAGCACGGAAAACACAACCCGCAACUGGUACGGCGGCAACAACCGCUCCAUGCUCGUAACCAACUGCCUGUUCCGCGUCGGUGCCUCCGCCGUCCUUCUCACCAACCGUCCCUCCGACCGCCGCCGCGCCAAGUACCAGCUCUGCCACGUCCUCCGCACCAACAGGGCCUCCGACGACCGAUGCUACCGCGCCGUCUUCCAGCAGGAAGACGAGCAGAACAUCGUCGGCGUCUCCCUCUCCAGGGACCUCACCGCCGUCGCCGGCGAGGUCCUCAAGGAGAACAUCACCAAGCUCGGCCCGCUCGUCCUUCCCCUCUCCGAGAAGCUCCAGUUCCUCGCCAACUUAAUAGCGAGGAAGGUUGCCGCCGCCGGAGCGAAGACGGCGGUGAAGAAGCCGUACGUUCCGGAUUUCAAGCUGGCGUUUGAGCACUUCUGCAUCCACGCCGGCGGGAGGGGCGUGCUGGACCAGCUGGAGGAGAGCCUCAACUUGACGGAGCGGCUCAUGGAGCCUUCUCGAAUGACGCUAUACAGGUUUGGGAACACGUCGAGCAGUUCCCUUUGGUAUGAGCUGGCGUACAGCGAGGCGAAAGGAAGGGUGAGGAGAGGGGAUCGGGUUUGGCAGAUUGGGCUUGGGUCGGGUUUCAAGUGCAAUAGUGCGGUUUGGCGGGCUUUGAGGGAUGUUGGGCCAGAGGAGAAGAAUCCCUGGGCUGGUGAGAUUGAUGGGUUUCCUGUCAUCGUUCCGAAAAUAGCACCCAUCCUUUAUUGAUUCCUUGACCGUGGCUCUGUGCUUGGUAGAAAAAGUGUUGGGUCAAAGACUAUACAAAAAGCCGGGGUCUUAUGGAAAUAAGUCACAAGACAGUUUACAGGCCAAAUUACACUCUUAAUCAUUCAGUUUAUUAAUAUUUUUCAUACUUAGACUCGAAAAAAUGUUCUUGUUUUAAAGUUAUUUAUUUUUAAAUUUAUUUCGUCUUAAGUUACUGGCCCUCCAAUGUCGUUAAGUUCCUCCUACGUAAUAGUCAAUAAUAUUUUUUAUCGUUAAAUAAAUGACGUGAUGAUAA
Molecule: messenger RNA, 1868 nt
Organism: Linum trigynum
Lineage: Eukaryota; Viridiplantae; Streptophyta; Magnoliopsida; Malpighiales; Linaceae
Source: the annotation of a GenBank genome assembly